CGUAAGUAUUAUCCUGUGAACUCUCUGAUUUGAUCGACAGGUAUGGCAGCUCUAAAUACUCCCCAUGAAGAUGUGUUGGAAUGGGCACAGAAAGAUAAUCGUCGUUUCCUACGUGCAAAUAUCCGAGUUGGUGACCUUGAUCGAACCAUUAAGUUUUACACCGAAUUUUUUGGGAUGAAGGUGUUGAGCAGGGAAGAUUUCCCAGAAGAAAAGAAAUCAACUGCAGUCGUUGCAUAUGGACCUGAAGAGACUCAUUUUGUUCUAGGGCUCACACACCACCAUGAUGCAGUGGAGAAGUUAGACAUCGGAACAGCCUUUAAUCAUUUCGGACUUGCAACACAAGAUGUCUAUGGAACGGUAGAAAGAAUCCGAGCAGCAGCAGGAGUGAUCACUCGUGAACCAGGGCCGAUUGCAGAGGGAGGGAGGACAAUCUUUGCCUUCGUGAAUGAUCCCGACGGCUACAGCUUCGAGCUUAUCCUCAGGCCACCAACUCCAGAACCACUGUGUCAAAUAUGUGUCAACGUCACUGAUAUUGAUCGUUCAAUUGAAUUCUAUCAAAAGGCAUUGGGGAUGAACCUACUACUGCAAAAGUACGACGCCCCCCAGUUUCAGUAUACAAUUGCAAUGGUGGGUUACGGCUCCGACUUCACUAAGACGACGAUUAUCGAGCUGAAAUAUAACUACAAUGUGAUAGAGUAUACAAAAGGAAAUGGAUAUGCAAUGCUUGCUAUUGGCACUGAUGACGUAUACAAGAGCGGAGAAGCUGUUGAACUGGUUAACAAGAAACUUGGAGGGGAAAUAAUUCGACCCCCGGCUGUAAAUCCCAAAACCAACACAAAAAUCACUUGCUUUCUUGAUUCCGAUGGGUUUGAAACGGUAUUGGUGGACAAUCAAGACUAUGCUGACUUCAACAAAAAAAUCGAAGGAUGGGUAAUGAAGCGCAAUGCGUAGAGUUCAUCUGGGGUGUUUCUUGUAUGUUUCUAUAAAAUAGAGGGGGACUUUCAUGUAGCCUUUUUGGCAAAAGUUAUGAUCUUGCCAUCUCUGUUAGAGUAUGAGACCAUCUUCGGGUGCCAUUUCUACUAAUUCCACAAGUGUCCCUGUUACAGAUGAUAAAAUCAAGUCCCGCACACAACAGUAUGUCAAACAUUUACUUCUUUUCUGUUUGUAAAAAGAAUAAUUGCAUAUCCCUAUCUGACUUUGAUCGAUUCUCAAA
Argentina anserina (silverweed cinquefoil) is the source of this 1213-nucleotide messenger RNA. Its product is annotated as lactoylglutathione lyase GLX1-like. The coding region runs from base 43 to 951 and encodes 302 amino acids. Gene Ontology annotation, molecular function: metal ion binding; lactoylglutathione lyase activity. Gene Ontology annotation, cellular component: cytoplasm. Lineage: Eukaryota; Viridiplantae; Streptophyta; Magnoliopsida; Rosales; Rosaceae. The record is from RefSeq and is a predicted model, not a curated record. The transcript has 9 exons.